Molecule: messenger RNA, 129 nt
Organism: Dentiscutata heterogama
Lineage: Eukaryota; Fungi; Glomeromycota; Glomeromycetes; Diversisporales; Gigasporaceae
Source: the annotation of a GenBank genome assembly
UUCCAAACUUAGUAAUAAAUACCAUUUUCUUAAUGUCUUCUGGCCUCAUGAUGACACAGAUUUUGAUGCAUCUGAACCUACUAUAAUAGGUUUCAAUCAACUCUCUGGGCAAAUGUUUAAAUUAUCAAG